AUGGGUUGCAUGAAUUCCAAGGUCGAGGCGGACGACAAGGAGGCCGCCAGAGUCAACGCCGGUAUUGAAAAGCAGAUUCGCAAUGAUAAAAAGACAUAUGACCGAACGGUCAAAAUGCUCCUGUUGGGAGCUGGAGAGUCGGGCAAAUCCACCAUCAUCAAACAAAUGCGCAUCAUCCACUCCGGCGGAUUCCCAGAUGACGAACGUCGGCAGAAUCGUGCGGUGAUAUACUCGAAUUUAGUGGUGGCAUUCAAGGUGUUGAUGGACAUUAUGCAGACGCAGAAGAUUGAGUUUGAGAAGGAAAGCAACAAGCCUUUAGGAGACCUUCUCGCCAAAACCGAAGCGGAUGUCGACACCGACGAGGCCUUUACCGAUAUUGAGAUUAAAGAAGCGAUGACAGAGUUAUGGAGCGAUGGUGGUGUUCAACAAGCCGUUGCGCGAGGGCAUGAAUUCGCGCUUCACGAUAAUUUGCAUUAUUUCUUUAACUCGCUCGACCGUCUGUUUACACCCGGCUGGUUACCUGAUAACCAAGAUAUGCUCCACUCUCGACUUCGCACAACCGGUAUCACAGAGACGUUAUUCGAAUUAGGACAGCUUAAUUUCCGCAUGAUGGAUGUCGGCGGACAACGGUCCGAGCGGAAGAAGUGGAUUCACUGCUUCGAGGGAGUACAGUGUCUGUUAUUCAUGGUUGCGCUAUCCGGAUAUGAUCAAAGUCUGCUUGAAGACCAGAACGCGAAUCAAAUGCACGAAGCAAUGAUGCUCUUCGAAUCGCUGGCAAACGGCGAAUGGUUCAAACGCAAACCCAUCAUGCUUUUCCUGAACAAAAUGGAUCUUUUCAAAACCAAACUCCCCCUCUCGCCCAUCAACAAACACUUUCCCGACUACAGCGGCUCUGCUACGGACUUUGACACCGCUGCCAAAUACUUCGCGGACCGAUUCCGCAGCAUUAAUCGAAUGCCGGACCGAGAGAUUUAUAUUCAUUAUACCAAUGCGACAGACACCACACUGCUUAAAGCUACGAUGGAUUCGCCAAAUUCGGUCACACGCUUCCGACUCUUCGCCUCUCCAACCCGUCUUCAACGGUUCAACCUCACCGAAUACUCAGUCUGGAGUAUUCUUAGGGGCACCUACUUCUCAGUCAUGCUAUCCUCAUCCCUCCGCCGUGCCGUGCGCACGACGACCUCGUCGCAUUCCGCGACAGCGGCAAUCGUCGCUUUUCCGAACUUGCUCGUUCCGUCCGCCAGCACCAGUACCACAACUUCUACAUCACGACAACGGAGAGGAGUCACUCAACACCAGCGUCGCUAUUCUUCGUCGUCGAAACCGCCCGUGCCUCCCAACGAUGGUUCAAGGCCUAUUGAUGCGUCGUCAUCCUCGCAACAAGCGCCUGCCAAUCCAUCCGCGGGAAGGAAAGUGAAGGAAUCUCAGGGACGAAAGGCUGGCGCCGGUGCUGCUGGUGAUACUACGAAAUCAAGACAGAGCUCUGCUGCACUGUUGAAUUUGCCCAGCGUCCCGUCAACGCAGGACACGCCGAUUGAAGAUAUCAAAGUCGCCUCAUUCUUCUCCGUCCACAGACCCAUCUCCGUCAGCGCUCCUGUUCCCCCCACAAGCACCGAAAAGGCCUUCAACGCCAUCUUCGAAGCCAACAAAUCCAGACGCGGAACCCGUGCCGCAGAUGUAAUCAACACACUGACCUCGGCCGUCGCAUCAAUGGAGCACGCAAUGCACGGCCAAAACCCACAGAACAGUCUGCGUCAUGCCGUAACGCAAGCAUCAGUCAGCAACGCCGAGCCAGCAGGCCGAGUCAUUCAUCUCGACGAGGUGUCAGAGGAAGAGUUGCAUUCUUCCAUAGCAGAAUUUGCAAGCCGAUUGACGCCCUUCCAACCUCCCCCAGCUCCGGAACCAUUCAACCCGGACGAAAUCACACUCAUCGAGUCGUCCGCCGAGCUUGCAAACGCAGACGCAGACCCCGAAGCAGAUAUUCGAACCUACUCCACCGUGCUCACAAUCCGCGAAACCGCAUAUGCAGACGGCCAACGCACAAUUGAAACAUCCCUGUCUCCUUUGGUCCCCAGCGAAGAAACUGCCGCCAUCGACGAACCCGCCGUAGGUGGUGGUGUGGGUGGUAAAUCAUAUAUUGAGCGCACUGUCAAUAGGAGAAUGUACACCAUCUCCGUGCGCCGACAGCGCAAACUCAAGAUGAAGAAGCACAAGUUCAAGAAGUUGUUGCGCAAGACGAGGACGUUGAGGAGGAAGCUUGAUAAAGCUUAA
Talaromyces amestolkiae is the source of this 2271-nucleotide messenger RNA. RefSeq lists its product as uncharacterized. The record is from RefSeq and is a predicted model, not a curated record. Lineage: Eukaryota; Fungi; Ascomycota; Eurotiomycetes; Eurotiales; Trichocomaceae. Gene Ontology annotation, cellular component: heterotrimeric G-protein complex. The transcript is spliced from 7 exons. Gene Ontology annotation, molecular function: GTPase activity; G protein-coupled receptor binding; G-protein beta/gamma-subunit complex binding. The coding region runs from base 1 to 2271 and encodes 756 amino acids. Gene Ontology annotation, biological process: G protein-coupled receptor signaling pathway.